AAAAUAGCUUUUUAUAUGCUUUCUAUAUUGAGUUUAUAAUUGAAUUUGUAAAAAUAUAUAUUUCGUAAGAAAAAAAUCAAAAAGAAACCUGAUUUAAAUGCAUUUUUUAACUAAAUCUAGUACAAAGUGGUAAUCAGCUGACCCCUAAAGGCAUACUAUUUACGUCGUCUGUUACUGUUUUGGAAAUUUGGACUUUGGUUUAGUCUGGUUUCAGGUCUCUGGUGUUAUUAACUGGUUCGCUCUGAUUAGUGCCUUCUUUGUUGAGUGACGAGUGUCCACUCCCUAGUCCGUAAUUCAAUAAGUGGCAUCAAUCCUGUGCGAUAUCGUAAACCGUGCAGUACACAUCCCUUGUUGAAAAAAAAGAGCUUUGUUGAUUGUAUACCGGACGAAGCGAAAGUACAAAAGGACUCUCAAUGGCUGGGCACGAUUAUGAUGAACGAAUUCUUAAUGGUGAAGAAUGGACAGUAGAAGCCCUUGCAGUAAUACAUGAUGUCAAGGACCAUGUAUUGGAGAUAGUUAUUGCAGACAGAUCUGUCAAUAAUGAUCAAUUAAUUCACAUGAAUCUGACUACCAAAGAGAAACAACGUUAUUGCAUUGAACUGACUGCCCAAGGAUUUCGAGUAGUUGGUUAUGACUACAAUCGAACAGAUGUUUCAUCUGAUGACUACUUUGAAACACCAUACGCUUUACUCGACAAACUUAGUCCUUUGUAUCGACAAGCAUUUGGAGAUUCUCUAGUUUCUAAACUUUUGUUGCUACAUUCGUCUCGAAGACAUAGCAUGGACAACGAACCACAGCUAGAUGAUUGACCAUAACUUACCGAUUUUGUGAAAUUUUAAGAAAUGAACCAAAAAAGAAUGGACACCAUUGUUAAAAGACAACCAUCUGUGCAACAUUUUUAAGUUAACUCCGGACCCUUAAGUAGUAGUACUUCGCUUCUUAUUACAGACGAACAAACAAAUAUGUUCUUCAUGCUUGUCCUCCUUCCUGUGUAAUGUCUAUGUCAAAACUGCUUCCGAAUUCCUUUUCGGAAUAGUUAAUAAAUUUAACGUCAGUCACUUUAAAUAGAGUUAUAUGUAAUGUCGUUUUAUUGAAAUUGUUACAGAAUAUAUCUAUAUACACACACAUAAACGUGUAAAUUGAAUUGUUCGUGUUUUGUUUUUUUCUCCGCACCUGCGCCUUUGAACCGGAAUGCAAUGCCUGCAUAACAUAUAUUGUGAAUUUCAUCGAUUUUACUACCCUAGAUUAUUAUUGACAUUUCCGUUCAAGCAUAAUCGUUUGAUAUCGACCGUUGAAGGACAACAUAACAUGGAAGAGUGUAAUUACUUUUUCUUAAUGUAAACUUUCGAAAUGACGAUAUCCCGCCAUUUACAAACACCCAUAAAAGAUGUUGAGGAUUUUUACCGAUAGGUUCGCUACUUUCGCUCAACGACGGUUGCUAUGUUUUGGUUUUGGCGGAUUUGAAAAUUGUGGAAGCUUAAAGCUCAUCAGUGUGUGGAAUUGAGGAAUUCCUCCAUGUGCAUUUCCGAUAAAGCAUGUUUGCUUGUUUCGUGCAUUGACAUAUUUACUACAUAAGCAUCUUUAUUUUCAUCAGAAUAGCUUUAUUGCAUGUUUGGUUCGGAUUUUUAGUAUCGUAACCAUGGGGACCCAGAACAAUCCGCCCAGCAAUUUACGAUCAAAAUCUAGUUUUUCACAAUACGUCAGUCUUCGCCAGCAAUUGGACGACUUGGGAUACAACAACUACUUGUCAAAUGAGUCAGUACCAUUAGUGGACAAGCUGCUUAGAGAUCUCCUUCAGUAUAAAGAGUUGUGUAUGGGAAGUCAGAAGCAUCAUCAAACUGCAAGAAAAAAAAGUGAAAUAUCCUUGCCAAGUGGUUCAGUUGCAACAGAAUGUAGCUUUGAUAAUGAUGAGAGGAGAUCUCAUCAAAGGAUUCUACGUGAGGAACAAGCAACAAUUGCUCAAAUAGAAGCUCUGAAACUUGAAAACACAAAGCUUCAUGAACAAAUAGUUGAAUUUAAAUUUGUUCUUGAUCAAAAUGCCACCAUUAUUCAGAGAUUGAAAAAAGAUAAUGAUUCCAAAAGCGUAUUAAUUUUGCAGCUUCAGAAUGGAAAGGGCAAAAAUGAAGCACAGUACAACAUAUCAAAGCCCAACAUAGAAAAAGAUGGUGAUCUUCCAGGGGCCAACCUGUCAAAGAUUCAGGCCCUCUACAAGAGGAUAUUAUCUGCAUCUGAUAAUCCUGCUAUUAUUGAUUGGGUAAAAGCUGCCGAAACGAAAAUCAGUAACUUGGAACGUGAAUUAGAUAACACUGGUAAAGCACUUGAUGUUAGCCAGAAAACUUGUGAACAGUUUCAAAAGAAGGUACUGGAAUAUGAAAACCAACUAAUUCGGCUCGAAAAAGUAGAUAGAAACAAAGGAGCUCAAACUUUUGCGCAAAUGAAAUCUCGGAUGGAACAAAAAGAGCGAGAAAAUAGAGAAUUACAGGCUCAACUAUCAGAGGCAGUCCGGAAGCAACAUGAGGCAAUGAGUAGAGCUAUUAUGUUAGCUGGCGAAAGACCAUGCAAUCGUGAAGCAGCUGCUAAAAACGCGGGUGCAGAGAAAAAAAUCAUUGGUCUUGAAUCAGAACGCAACGUCAUGAAGCAAAUGCUGACUACCACUCAGAGGGAAAGGGAUGAAUUGAUGAAAGAAGUUCAUCGUUUACAUUCUCAAGAAUCAGCGUUGAUGAACGAGAUUCGUGCUCUAGUAAGCAAUGAAUCAUCCUCACAGGGACCAAAAGUCAGCAAGAACGUACGUUUUCAAACUGAUAACAAAAGUGCAAGAUCAGCCGACUCUGGUGUUGAAUCUGCAACUGGCUCUGGGCAAGAAGAAGGUGGAGGACGCAACCGUGAAAAUUGGCUGAAGCGACUUACAGAGCAGCGUCAGCUAUACUACGAUAACGUUCAUCAAUUACUGAACUACAUGAAAAAUCGCCAGAGCCUACCCUCCGACUCAGGUUCUCAACAUACAAUCUCCGCAAGUAGUGUUCAAUCUUUGGGCUCAGGUUCUCGACCCGAUGGUUCUCAGUCAAACUCUCAGGGAUUUAUUCCUAAUCAAUCGACAGUUUUCCAGCAAAAUCCACCCAAUAUCACUUCAUACAAUUUAUCUCAACAACCACAUCGCAACAUGAACCAAUCUCCUUAUCACCAGCCUCCACUUCUUAAUUUUCAACCACCUAGUCAGCAGCAGUUACCGACUGACCAGUCAACGUAUAAUUGGCCUGCCGGCCAACCGUAUGCACCACAGGCUAAUACCGGAUUCGACCAAUCAAAUCAGCAACAAGUGCCAGCUGGUCGGCCGAGUUCUCAACAAUCCAGCAGCACAUUCUCCCAGCAAAAUCGUCAAGUGCACGAUCAAAGUCAUCCGAAUUCUGGUGAAAUGCCACGGCAGCAACAACAACCCAGUUACCAGUGGUAUGCUCAAUCACAGGGAAUUUCUGGACAAACAAAUGUACCACACCAGAAACUUCCUGUUUGUGUUUGUGGUGGUAUUCCCCCAGAGUUAAUGUCGCAGUCGCAGAAUCAGCGUGGUUUCCCUCAAACAUAUCAACCCGGCGUGGGUCAAUCUACUUAUCCGCAACCAUAUCUUGAUCCUAAUGUGGGUCAUCCCAACUAUCAACAAACAUAUCAAUCACAACCCAAUGCUCAGGGAUUUGCUCAGCAACCAAAUUUUUCUCCCGCUCAACAUGCUCAAAUGUUGGCUACCCAGACCAGCGGUUUCGAUAACUCUGAUCAGCCUAACUAUCGCAUCAGUAGGCCUACAACUACAAACGUUCACGAUCAGAAAACUCAAACAGAAUCCGGAGGAUCCGCCUCAGUUUAUGUACCUACUGCCGAAGAACUAAGUAAACUGCCCAGCCAGUUACAAACAUGGGCUCAAUCCAUGAUGCAGGAAAAGAAGUCAUUGAAAGAAAAGAAUUCCGAACUAAGACUUGAGUUGGAUGAGAUAUCGGAAAAUUCGCAGAAAUCGGACGGACUAGUGAAUGAAGUUGCCGACAAACUAAAAAAAGCUGAAGAUUUGAUCGGGAAACUUCAAUCCGAGCUAGAUGCUUCGAAUGGUAAAUUGCGUGCUACAGAACAAGGUCUUACAAUGGAGCGCAAUAACUUACAGCAGCUUCGCCUGGACAUUGAUGAAGCUGACGGAAAUGCCUCGUCUUUGACGAAGAAAUUUGUUGAGAAAUCAACUCAGUUGGAUGCGGCGAAACUGUAUUGUGCUCAGUUGGAGCAAAACGUAGGGGCGCUUCAGGAUCAAAUCAAUAGUCUUAAAAGCCAAUUAGAGGCAGUACUGAGCCAGAACGAGAUCCCCAAUCCAGCAGUACAAAAGUUACUGAAUGAAAUCGAAGGUCGCAAUGCCCGCGUUCUCCAGUUGGAGAAACUGCUAUCCGAAAAACAAGACAUCAUAAAUCAACGAGAAAAAGAGUUGGAUAAAGUCAACAAUAGACUUAAAGAAUUCGAAAACGACUUGAGCAACGAAAAGGCCAAAGCGCAUCAACUUCAGCAAGACAUUGAAAAUUCUCAGGGAAAACUGAAGGCAACUGAGCGCGAAGUAUCGAUGGAGAAAAAUAGACUUCAGCAGCUCCAAAUGGACAUUACAAAUGCCGACAUGAAUGCCGCGGCUCUAGCGAAGAAAAUGAUGGAGAAAUCGACACAGCUGGACGAUGCAAGACAGCGUUGCAAUGAAUUGGAACAGAAAGUUCUCAGAUCAGAAGAACAAGUGGGCAACCUCCAGGGUCAAUUACGCGGCUUACAGGUGCAACGUGCUCAAGGUGAUACUGAACAACGGCAGCUUUUGGACGAACUGGAUGCAUGUAAGGCACGUAUCAACCAAUUGGAGAGGCAGUCUUCCACAAAGCAGGACACGAUAACCAUGCUCCAGAAUCACAUUUCCACUUAUGAAAACAAGAUUCACAUGCUUGAAAAGGAAACUGGCGAUAAAAACAGCCAAGUGGAAUUGAACCGUCGUCAGAAUGAACGUCUCGCUAAUGAAAUUGAUCAAGCUAAGAUUGAUAAUUCAUCACUGCGACAGGAAAAUGAGCGGCUGGUGGCUUCCCUUGCACAAAGUCGUGGUGAACUGGAUCGCGAACGUAAGGGAGCAGAUGAUCUGCGUCGAGAGAUCCAGUCCUAUAUCAGCCACGUCCGACAAGUGGAGUCUAUUUUGGCACGAAAGGACGAAGAAAAGGAUGCCCUCUUGAAGCAGUUCCAAGCUCUGGCAAACGAGACGAGCAGUUUCGAUACAGAACGAGAGAAUAUGGAGCGAUCCAUUCGAAGUCAGCAACAAGAAGUGACUACCUUGCAAGCAGAAUUGUUGACUGUAAGGCGGCGACUUGGAGAGCUCGAAGCGCUCUAUUCACAGCAGAAAACCGCUGGAGUUCAAUCAGAAAUGCAAGCAGAUGAUUUACUACGAAGAUUGGGAAUUUUGGAAAGAGAUUUGCGAGAUGAACGCGGAGAUAAGGUUCGACUGGAACAGCAACUUGCUUCUGCCCAUGACCUCCAGACUAAACUUGAGAAGCAGCUAGAGAAACUUCGAUCGGAAGCUGCGCAAGCAGAUUCAACAUCUCAUCAGAUGGAAGCGGAAACUACGCGGUUACACGAGGAUUUCCGCGUUCUGGAGCAACGACUAUCGAAAGAGAAGGAAAAUGUCCGCAAUUUAGAAUCGAUUGUCUCCAUUUUGCGGCAAGAAAGAUCCCAACAAGAAAACCAGAUGCGCAAUAUGUCACAAGAUUUAACCCGCUUACAUCACAGAGAAAUUAUUUUGCAGGAAGAAUUAGCCAAUGUGAAAGCAGAGCUGUGUGGAACAGAAGGCAAAGUUGCCGAUUUAACUCGUGAAAACCAACGAUUGAAACAAGAGGUCCUCCAAGAAAAAUUUGAACGCGAAAAAAAUCGCCAGGAAUAUAAACGCAUGGGCAACCUGAGUCAUACACCACCCUUAUUAACCUCCUACAAUGUUUCACCUGCUCCUGGAGCUUUUCACGUACCUUCUGGAGCAUUGCACAACCUUUCAACUGCAACCAUAGGCACCCAUACUUUAGCUCCCAGUGCUGGCGGGUCGUCGACCGGUACGCCCAGAAGAAGACAAACAGUUGCAUCUCGUUUUGCCAAUAAUGCGACACAAACGUGAUUUUUUUUUCAACUCGGCACAAUUUAAAUUGAUUUCGUAACUACAAAAUUCUCGAAAAUACACUACAUAUUUAUUCUA
Molecule: messenger RNA, 6229 nt
Organism: Daphnia pulex (common water flea)
Lineage: Eukaryota; Metazoa; Arthropoda; Branchiopoda; Diplostraca; Daphniidae
Product: centrosomal protein of 135 kDa-like
Exons: 15
Coding region: 1640-6151 (1503 amino acids)
Source: RefSeq, a predicted model, not a curated record